This is a messenger RNA of Chaetura pelagica (chimney swift), 1101 nucleotides long. RefSeq names its product NudC domain containing 3 (gene NUDCD3). Bases 1 to 1101 code for a protein of 366 amino acids. The transcript has 8 exons. The record is from RefSeq and is a predicted model, not a curated record. Gene Ontology annotation, biological process: protein folding. Lineage: Eukaryota; Metazoa; Chordata; Aves; Apodiformes; Apodidae. Gene Ontology annotation, cellular component: cytoplasm.
AUGGAGGCCGCGGCCGCGCUCACCGAUAUGUACGACCAGGCGCUGCUGGGGAUCCUGCAGCACGUCGGGACCGUGGAGGAGUUUCUGCGCGUCCUCUUCGGCUUCCUCUACCGCAAGACCGACUUCUACCGCCUCCUCCUGCGACCCGGGGACCGCCUGGGCUUCCCGCCCGGCGCAGCGCAGGCCAUGGCCCUCCAGGCAUUCAAAGUCUUUGAGCGGAUGGCCCGGCAGGACGAUGAGAAGAGGAGCCGAGAGCUGGAGGUGAAGCUGAGGAAGAAGGAGGAGGAGGAAGCCACAUCUGCUGAGAGGGUGAAACUGCCCCCGGCAGCUCAGGAGGUCGAGGUAGAGACAACAGUAGAGCCCAUCCCAGCAAUGGAUGCUGGGGGAGCUGCAGGGAUCCCGGAGUCAGCCCAGGACACACCCCCUGGCCCCGUGUCGGCUGAGCCCCCAGGGGCUGCUGAGGCUGAGAGACCUGGGGCUGUUUAUUGGGCUGCUGAGAUCAGCAGCCAAGUGCCGGUUCCCCUGAAACAGGAGCAGUUCCAGACCAACCCCGAUAGCUACAACGGAGCAGUACGAGAGAAUUAUGCCUGGUCCCAAGACUACAGUGACCUGGAGAUUAAAGUGCCUGUGCCCAAGCACAUUUUAAAAGGCAAACAGGUGUCUGUGGAUAUCAGCAGCAGUACGAUCCGUGUGGCAGUGCUGGAGGGAAGCAGCCAGUGCGUGCUCAUGGAAGGGAAACUCACCCACAAGAUCAACACUGAGAGUUCCCUCUGGAGCCUGGAGCCAGGGAAGUGUGUUUUGAUCAACCUGAACAAAGGGGACGAGUACUGGUGGAAUGCCAUCCUGGAGGGUGAGGAGCAGAUUGACAUCGACAAGAUCAACAAGGAGCGCUCCAUGGCCACGGUGGAUGAGGAGGAGCACGCCGUGCUGGACCGCCUCACAUUUGACUACCACCAGAAGCUGCAGGGCAAGCCCCAGAGCCAUGAGCUGAAGGUGCACGAGAUGCUGAAGAAGGGCUGGGACACUGAGGGCUCCCCGUUCCGUGGCCAGAAGUUCGACCCCUCCAUGUUCAACAUCUCCCCUGGUGCGGUGCAGUUUUGA